Phytophthora nicotianae INRA-310 is the source of this 237-nucleotide messenger RNA. RefSeq lists its product as hypothetical. Lineage: Eukaryota; Oomycota; Peronosporomycetes; Peronosporales; Peronosporaceae. The record is from RefSeq and is a predicted model, not a curated record. Bases 1 to 237 code for a protein of 78 amino acids. The transcript has 2 exons.
AUGGAAAUCCCCAUCCUCCCCGAGAAAAAGAAGCAGCAACGCCAGUCUUCGUUUUUGUACUGCGGAACGGAUAUUGCAGAGCCAGCUGUUGAUGCAGCCAACACUGCCCGUUUGUAUGCUACUAGCGGAUUCCUGGAAACCCAUCCACUAGCUCAAACGUGUGCUGCUGUUCGCGUCCACGUGAGUUCUUUUUCGCAAAUGAAGCCGAACAUGAAGCUGCUCGUGAAUCAUCCAUAG